CAGCCGGUGCUGUGACAAGAAAAGUUGUGGCAAUAGAAACGAAACGCCCUCAGACCCUGUAAUCAUUGACAGAUUCUUUCUAAAGUUUUUCCUCAAGUGCAAUCAGAACUGUUUGAAGAAUGCAGGCAACCCUCGAGAUAUGCGGAGAUUCCAGGUUGUUGUAUCGACAACAGUCAACGUGGACGGCCACGUGCUGGCCGUGUCAGACAACAUGUUUGUGCACAACAAUUCCAAACACGGGAGGCGGGCCCGCCGCCUCGACCCGUCAGAAGCCACUCCGUGCAUCAAGGCCAUCAGUCCCAGUGAAGGCUGGACCACGGGGGGUGCCACCGUCAUCAUAAUUGGCGACAACUUCUUUGAUGGGCUGCAAGUUGUGUUCGGAACUAUGUUGGUGUGGAGCGAGCUGAUAACUCCCCAUGCCAUCCGAGUCCAGACCCCGCCGAGGCACAUUCCUGGCGUCGUUGAAGUGACCCUCUCCUACAAAUCCAAGCAGUUCUGCAAAGGUGCUCCUGGGCGCUUUGUCUACACCGCCCUUAAUGAACCAACCAUAGAUUACGGCUUUCAGAGGUUGCAGAAAGUGAUCCCAAGACAUCCGGGUGAUCCCGAAAGGUUACCCAAGGAGGUGUUACUGAAGCGGGCAGCGGACCUGGUGGAAGCCUUAUACGGAAUGCCCCACAACAACCAGGAGAUCAUCUUGAAGCGAGCGGCGAACAUCGCCGAGGCGCUGUACAGCGUUCCCCGCAAUCACAACCAGAUCCCCACCCUGGGCAACACCCCUGCGCACACGGGCAUGAUGGGCGUCAACUCCUUCAGCAGCCAGCUAGCCGUCAACGUGUCGGAGACGUCACAAGCCAACGACCAAGUCGGCUACAGUCGCAAUACAAGCAGCGUGUCCCCGCGAGGCUACGUCCCCAGCAGUACUCCCCAGCAGUCCAAUUACAACACAGUCAGCACUAGCAUGAAUGGAUAUGGAAGUGGCGCCAUGGCCAAUCUAGGGGUCCCUGGCUCGCCUGGAUUUCUUAAUGGCUCCUCCGCUAACUCUCCCUACGGCAUAGUGCCGUCCAGCCCCACCAUGGCAGCCUCUUCGGUCACCCUCCCUUCAAACUGUAGCAGCACACACGGCAUUUUCUCAUUCUCACCUGCCAAUGUCAUCUCCGCAGUGAAACAGAAGAGCGCCUUCGCGCCCGUGGUCCGGCCCCAAGCCUCCCCUCCUCCUUCCUGCACCAGCGCCAACGGGAACGGACUGCAAGGCUCUCUGCUGGGUGCUGAGGACGUAGCCGCGGAGAAGACAAACUGGCCCUUUUGUGAAGUCGGUGGCAUAUUUCACUUUGAUGAACUAAUGCUCAAAAAAGGAACUGGAAAGCUAUGUCUGGGCUGGUAGUCCCGCCAAUGUGAGGGACUCCUGUUCACCUUCCGCAGCACCCAGCAUCAAAGGACGGACUUCAGGGGACACGUUUAGUAUAUUAAGACAUGCUGAUGGAAACAGUAUCUUCAAAAAUAGCAGCAGCAAUUGAAAUGCUACAAAAGACUUUGUUUAAAGAUUUUAUUUAAACUACUAAGAAUCAACAUGCAAACAGCCUCCUUCUUCAUGAACAAUUCCAUUUUAUUGACUGAACUUUUCUCAUAUUUUCACAUUUCUCAGUCCUGAAGAAUAAGGAAAACAAAGCGACGCCUAUUUUGUAUAAAGUUUCUGACUCCGUCUUGGCCAUGUCUAGUAAUUGCUAUGUGUUGGGAGAAACUUUGUGAAUGCACCAUUUUGAUGAUCAUGAAACGCUGAUGAAAAAUGCCUCCAAACAUUUUUCUGUACUCAUACUUAGAUUCACAAUGGUUGUGUAUCUCUAUAAUGUGAAAUAUUUUUUUGUGGUGAUAAAAAGGGGGCCAAGGAGGUAUGAGCCAUCAGACUGGAAAAAAGGAUGACUAUAUGAUUAGGAGAAACUGGGGUGGCAGGGAGGGAGGGAGGGUUUAUCAUUGCUUAACUUCAUCUUAAUGAAAUGAAACUUUGUAACUUAUUGUAGUUAGAAAUUGUAACUUUGAUAUUGAAUUCUCUUGCCUUCAACAAGCACACUGACAGAGAAAAACGCUACUGUCUGUUGGUUCCAAUAUUCUCCCACUGCUAGAGCUUCCUGUUAAGCAAGUGUGAUCUGCAACAUUUUUUCAACUUUUGCUAGCACUGUAUACUAUUGCAUUCUUAGGCUACUGUGAGGUCUAUGUUUCUUGUACCAGAAAUUGUCCUUUUGACUUCUAGAUCCUUCUUCCCUAAUGUGUUUUGUAUGUGGUUAUAAAAUUGUAGACUUUUGUGAUUUUGCCAAAGUUGUAGCUAAAUAUUUAUACACUUGUCUUGAAUUUUUUUCAGAUCCACUUAAAAUAUUUAGAAAAACAAGUUUUAUUCCUUAUGUGUCUUAUAAGGAAUAAAAUGGUCUUCAUUUGACACUUACUUUCCCAUGAACACUUGCAGUUGCUAAGGGACUUUAUUUUGUAACAUAUCAAUUAUAAAUAUUGUAUUUAUCUUUGAAAUUUUGUACAUUGCUUUUCCCGCCUUUUCCUUUUUCUUCUUUCUUGUCUGCGUUGGUUUUUGAUCAUGGCCUGGUGUUGUGAUACUGGGAAGAGCAUUAGCCAAGAACUUGUCUCUUUGAUCUGUUUCGUUAAGAUGAACCAGUGUCUUUACAUUUCAUUUGUACUUCAAAAAUAUGCUAUUGUUUAGACUUUCCAUCUUUUUUUUUAUUUUGAGGAAAAGUCAAAUUCAUUGUUUAUUUUUAUAUUAUUUUUAAGUUAUCUGAACAAAUACUUUUGAAAAAAAAGUUAGUUGUAUAGUCAAAACAAAUCGGUGCCACCCGGCCGUGACAAAUCCUACGAGAGUCUGUGCAUGUGGAACGGCCGCGAAGAGGCGACACCAUUUGGGGCUGUGUCCUUAUUUUAUUUUAUUUUUUUGUAGAAUGUAAAAAGUCAUUUUAGAUGCCACCCAUGACUUUGCCACAUAGCUGAACUGUGUUUACUGGAAAAAUUCAGAGGCCUAAAGUUUAAAAUAAAAUUUACUUCUGAUGUUUUAAUUAAAAUGUUUGCCACAUUAACUUCUCUGAUGCCUUAAAAGUGGACUUCUUUAAAGAACCUUUGUGCUAUUUUAUCACAGGCUUACACAACAAUUGUUAAUAAAUACUUCAUUUGGAGAUUUAUGGUGUAAAACACACAAACACACACACAAAAGCACAAGCCCGCUGCAUGACCCGUCUCUCCUUUCUGGGACUAUUUCUGCUGCAGCCUGUACCCUCCUGGGCCCACCUCCGAGUCACAGAGGUUUCAGGGGGACCCAAAUCACUGCUGAUUUUUAAUUUUUUUUUUAACAAUACAUUUUUGUGGUCAGUUCCAACAGCACUGUCCGUACUUUUAAAACUGGAACGACCUCCUUCAGAUAUUGUGCCUCUUAGUGCCAAACCCACAGUGAGACCAAAAGUGUCAGGUUUUUUUUUUUCUUUCUCCUUUGCACUAAAUGCUUUGCAGACACAGCACAGCACAAACAUUUUGCAAAUUGCAGCAGAAAUUCAAUUUAAAAAGGAGGGACUUUAAAAUACCUUCUUGACAAAAAUCAACAAUGCACAACUUAGAAAGUGUUCAUUCUAGGGACAAAAUUAAAUAAACAGAAUGUCCCCAGGAGUCAGCAGGUCACAGUCUGGCUUUGUGACAGUUGACAAGGCCUAGCUACAUGGGAAAGCCUGAGAAGUCACUUUGGAACUAAAUUGCCUCCGUUUUAUUUUGUACGAGUAAGGGUUUGAUCUACAAAAGAGCGCACAUGGACGCACUGAGAACGCCUGCCAGCUUCCCCAUGCCCUCACUUGGUUUGUGUUUUAGGUUAAGUAGUCAACGCCCACAUCACUUCACUGUCUCAAGACUGAGCACUUCACUAAAUGGUAGAUUUUACUGUUAAAGACCCUACAAUAAGAUUGUUUUAUCUGUACAUUUUUUCAGAUAUUUAACUGUAUAAAAAUGUUCAUUUUACACAAUAUUUAAUUAAAGUAUUUCUUGUCUGUGAAUUUCACUUUUGGUAAUUCUGUUUUGAUUAUUAAAAUGACUGACUAAAC
This is a messenger RNA of Mandrillus leucophaeus (drill), 4073 nucleotides long. Its product is annotated as transcription factor COE3-like. NCBI's taxonomy places the organism in Eukaryota, Metazoa, Chordata, Mammalia, Primates, Cercopithecidae. Gene Ontology annotation, molecular function: RNA polymerase II cis-regulatory region sequence-specific DNA binding; DNA-binding transcription factor activity, RNA polymerase II-specific. The record is from RefSeq and is a predicted model, not a curated record. The transcript has 12 exons. Bases 140 to 1381 code for a protein of 413 amino acids. Gene Ontology annotation, biological process: regulation of transcription by RNA polymerase II.